AUGAAAAUAACAAACGGCAAUGAUAUUUAUGAAAAAUAUGAAAUCGAAUUAGUGACUACUAUUAUUGUGAAAUAUAAUUUUAAAAAUAUAGCUAUUCAGCUUCCUGACUGUAUGUUAAAUGAUGCUCUUUUCAUUUCGAGGUCCAUCCGCAGGAAGCAUGAGAAAUAUAAUGAGGAUGAAAGACGUGAGUUAGUUAGCAUGAACGGUAAUGGGGAAACGCGGCAAAUGGAAAAUGAUGGGGGCUCCAUUAACAGCAAUGGAAUAGGUGAAAAUGGUGUCAGUCAAGGGGGAAUAAGCGGCACGGGAGAGGCAAACCCGCCGAGCGGAGACCCAAUAAACCUGUACAUUUUGGGUGAUACUACAUUAAAUGAAUGCUGUGAGGACUAUGUAAGUGCUGACCAUGUUCAUGCAGAUUUUUUGGUUCACUACGGAAUUUCAUGUCAAUCGUUCAUUACACCUUAUACUCCAUCAGUAUAUAUAUUUAAUAAAAAAAAUAUAGAGGACACAUUUUUUGAAAACAUUAAUAAUUAUUUAAUGAGGAACAAAAUAUUUGAUGAAAAUAAAAUUUCCAUUAUCUUAUGUGAUGUAUCUUAUAUAAAUUAUAUGCAUGAACUGGUCAUAUGUUUUAUUGACAAGAGUAAAUUUGAUGACUCAAUAUUUUCCAGUUCGUUCGAGUUGAAUAAUAGCAAAGUAGUAUUUGAUGUGGAAGGCACAUUUUUCUUUGCCAAUAAUAGUUUUUAUAAAAAGAGCAUGCACCAAGGGAGAAGUAAGUAUAAAAUGGGAAAUGGUAACGCGACGAAUGAUGACAGAUUGAUUGUUAACGUAGCAGGACAAGAUAAAGAUAAAACAGACGAUGAUCUACUAUUCUGCAAUGUUAUAAUAUGCAUGCACAGAAUUGCAAACAAUAUAAAUGGAAAAGUGUAUUACGGUUUGUUCAAUAAUUAUGUAGCGUUUGAUAUGGAUGAGAAGAUCACUGAUAAAUAUGCAUUUCUCUGUGGACGAUUAUUAUUUAAAGUUUUUUAUCAUGUAAAGAGGAAAUGGUUUGUUUAUAAAAUAGUGCAUAGUAGUGAUAUAACGCCACAUGUUGAAGAGGGAUACUACAAUGAAAAUACAAACCUUUUUCUUUUUUCAUCAGAAAAUUUAAAUUUUAUAAAUAGAGCAACAGCAGAAUGUAGUUACAAUAUGGACAUAUAUAUGUACAGUGUAGAAGAUACAUUUAAAAAAGAAAAUAAUUACAUAAACAAAAUACUGCUAAGGAGAUAUAAUUUAAUAGAACAGAGUAAACAGAUAAAUGUAUUUGGAAUUAUAAUAGGGAAUGUAAAUUUAAAUUAUAUCAAAGAGUUAAAACAAAUAAUUAAUUAUAUAUUAAGAAAAAAUGGAAAAAAGUGCUUCACUAUUGUUACUAAUAAAUUAAAUAGUGCAAAAUUAGAAAAUUUUUCUGAUAUACAAAUGUAUAUAUUAUUAACCUGUCCUGAUCAUAAUUUUUUAGAGCUAAAAAAUUUUUCAAAAAAAAUUAUAAAUCCUUAUGAAUUUUUUAUUGCAUAUGAGUAUAUCCAAUGGCAAUGUAAAUAUGUCUUUGAUUUCCAUGAAUUACUAAAUAUAUCAUCCAUAAAAAAAGAAUUUCAAAACAUACACAAGAAUAAAUAUUAUCUGUGGAAUUUCGGUGAGGAUGAUACAUCAAUGAGUAUACAAAACAGCAUGAAUGAAGACAAUAGAAUGAAAGAAGGGAAUUUCGCUUUGGAAAAAUAUGAUCAUUUAAUUGAUUACUCCUUACCCAUUACAAUUGAAGACCAAAUGAAAUUUAUAACAACAUUUAAUGAAAAUUCUUCCAUGUGUAAAUAUUUUAUGGAGUCGUUAAAAGAAAACGAAAAAAGAGAAUACAAAGGGGUUGAUAUGAAUUACAACAUCGAUACUAUUCCUACCCUCGUUCAGGGACUCGACGGAAUAGCGCAACGAUACGACUCCGACGUUAAAUUUUGUUCAAAGAAUUGA
Plasmodium malariae is the source of this 1992-nucleotide messenger RNA. It is a transcript of the gene DPH2, whose product is annotated as diphthamide biosynthesis protein 2, putative. Lineage: Eukaryota; Apicomplexa; Aconoidasida; Haemosporida; Plasmodiidae. Bases 1 to 1992 code for a protein of 663 amino acids. The record is from RefSeq and is a predicted model, not a curated record. Gene Ontology annotation, molecular function: 2-(3-amino-3-carboxypropyl)histidine synthase activity. The transcript has a single exon. Gene Ontology annotation, biological process: protein histidyl modification to diphthamide.